Oncorhynchus masou masou (cherry salmon) is the source of this 6170-nucleotide messenger RNA. Its product is annotated as otoferlin-like. Gene Ontology annotation, cellular component: synaptic vesicle membrane; presynaptic active zone membrane. The transcript has 41 exons. NCBI's taxonomy places the organism in Eukaryota, Metazoa, Chordata, Actinopteri, Salmoniformes, Salmonidae. Gene Ontology annotation, biological process: plasma membrane organization; synaptic vesicle priming. Gene Ontology annotation, molecular function: AP-2 adaptor complex binding; calcium ion binding. The record is from RefSeq and is a predicted model, not a curated record. Bases 1 to 5409 code for a protein of 1802 amino acids.
AUGAAGAAAUCACGUGGCCAUAAGUCAGACCACGGAAAAGGAGGAAGAGGCGAUGAGGCAGCCAUCUUGGAGACAGAGGACCUGGACUUCAUGGGAGGGAUGGGAGGGGGAGGGGGAAGAGGUCCUGACCCCGACACCAUCUCCCUGGCCUCAGUCACAGCCGUCACCACUAAUGUCUCCAACAAGAGAUCAAAACCAGACAUUAAGAUGGAACCUAGUGCCGGGAGACCAAUGGAUUUCCAAGUUAGUGUUACCGUCAUAGAGGCCAGGCAGCUAGUAGGGCUGAACAUGGAUCCAGUGGUCUGUGUGGAGAUCGGAGACGAUAAGAAGUACACUCAGAUGAAGGAGUCGACAAACUGCCCAUACUACAAUGAGUAUUUUGUCUUUGACUUCCACGUCCCACCUGAUGUUAUGUUUGAUAAGAUCCUGAAGCUGUCGGUAAUCCACUCCAAGAACCUCCUGCGCAGUGGGACUCUGGUUGGCUCUUUCAAACUGGAUGUAGGCACUGUCUACUCGCAUCCAGAACACCAGUUUUUCCACAAAUGGGCCCUUCUCUCUGACCCUGAUGACAUCACUGCCGGGUGCAAAGGUUACAUUAAAUGUGACAUCGCCGUCGUGGGGAAAGGAGACAACAUCAAGACUCCACACAAGGCCACCGAAACCGAUGAAGAUGACGUAGAAGGUAACCUCCUGUUACCUGAGGGGGUUCCCGCAGAGCGUCAGUGGGCUCGCUACUAUGUGAAGAUCUACAGAGCUGAGGGCCUUCCUAAGAUGAACACCAGCAUUAUGGCUAAUGUCAAGAAGGCUUUCAUUGGGGAGAACAAGGACCUUGUGGACCCUUAUGUACAAAUACUCUUUGCUGGCCAGAGGGGGAAAACGUCUAUCCAGAAGAGCAGCUACGAGCCAAUCUGGAACGAGCAGAUCGUCUUCACUGAGAUGUUUCCACCGCUCUGCAAACGCAUGAAGGUCCAGAUCCGAGACUCGGACAAAGUGAACGACGUGGCCCUCGGAACACACUUCAUUGACCUGAGAAAGAUCGCCAAUGAUGGAGACAAAGGCUUCCUUCCCACCCUGGGUCCGGCUUGGGUGAACAUGUAUGGCUCCACUCGUAGCUACACCAUCAUGGACGAGCACCAGGACCUGAACGAGGGUCUGGGGGAGGGGGUGUCCUUCAGAGCCCGCCUGCUGGUCAGCCUGGGUGUGGAGAUCCUGGACACCUCCUCCCCGGAUAUCAUGAGCUCCACCGAGGUGCAGGUGGAGGGGGUGCCUAACAUCUCAGAGAGCGCCACAGGGAAAGUAGAGGAGUUCUUCCUCUUCGGGGUGUUCCUGGAGGCCACCAUGAUUGACAGGAAGAUCGGGGACAAACCAAUCAGCUUCGAGGUUACCAUAGGUAACUAUGGGAGCGAAAUUGACGGCGUGACCAAACCCAAGUCGGGUGGCGGGAAGAGGAGUGGGGGAGACGGAGAUGAAGAGGAGUCAGAGCUGAUCCAAGGCUCCAGUGAUGAAGAGGAGGGGGAUGAUAAUGACCUGGUCUCCGUGUCCUCCACCCCACCCAUGAAACCGGUCAUCACCGACAGAAACUAUUUCCACCUGCCUUACUUUGAGAGGAAGCCAUGUAUUUAUAUCAAGAGCUGGUGGCAGGACCAGAGAAGAAGACUGUACAAUGCCAACAUCAUGGACAACAUCGCAGAUAAACUGGAGGAGGGUCUGAACGAUGUUCAGGAGGUCAUUAAGACAGAGAAGGCCUAUCCGGAACGCAGACUGAGAGGGGUCCUGGAGGAUCUCGGCAACGGAUGCAGUCAAUUUCUGACUCUGGCUAACAAAGACCAGAAUCAGACUGGGAGGACCAAGCUGGACAAGGAGAGACUCAAGUCCUGCAUGAGGGAACUGGAGAGCAUAGGUCAGCAGGCUAAGACCAUCAGGACGCAGGUGAAGAAGAACACAGUGAGAGAUAAGAUCAAGCUGGUUCAGAACUUCCUCCAGAAGCUCAGGUUUCUAGCUGAUGAGCCGCAGCACAGCAUCCCGGACGUCUACAUCUGGAUGAUGAGUAACAACAAGCGUAUUGCCUACGCCCGUGUCCCCUCCAAAGGCAUCCUGUACUCCGGGGUGGACGAGGAGACCGGGAAGGACUGUGGCAAAGUCAAAACCAUCUUCUUCAAGCUACCUGGUAAGAAGGGCUUUGGGGCAGCUGGCUGGACAGUGCAGGCUAAGACAGAGAUUUACCUGUGGCUGGGCCUGAACCGUCAGAGGAAGGACUUCCUGUCUGGGCUGCCCAACGGCUUCGAGGAGAACAAGAUGCUGAAAGGACCUGGCUCGCAGUCUGCUCCCCCCAUCAGCCUCACAUACACGAUGAAGCAGAUCUUCCAGCUGAGGGUCCAUAUGUACCAGGCUCGCAGCCUGUUUGCAGCAGACAGCAGCGGCCUCUCAGACCCAUUCGCCAGGGUCUUCUUCUCCACACACAGCCAGGUCACAGAGGUGCUGAAUGAGACACUGUGCCCCACCUGGGACCAGCUGAUGGUGUAUGACAACGUAGAACUGUUCGGAGAAGUCGGAGAACUGAGGGACGACCCACCUAUCAUCGUCAUAGAAAUCUAUGACCAGGACACGGUGGGCAAAGCAGAGUUCAUGGGCAGGACCUUCGCCAAGCCUAUAACCAAGAUGGCGGAUGAACACUACGGACCUCCACGUUUCCCUCCCCAACUAGAGUACUACCAGAUCUAUAGGGGGAACUGCGCCGCUGGAGAAAUGCUGGCGGCCUUCGAACUGCUGCAGAUUGGUCCUCAUGGUAAAGCUGACCUGCCGCCCAUCGACGGUCCCACAGACAUGGACCGUGGUCCCAUCCUACCUGUCCCUCUGGGCAUCAGACCAGUCCUCAGCAAGUACAGGAUCGAGGUGCUGUUCUGGGGCCUGAGGGACCUGAAGAGGGUCAACCUAGUCGCGGUGGACAGGCCUCGUGUGGACAUAGAAUGUGCCGGUAAAGGAGUCCAGUCUUCCCUCAUCCAGAACUACAAGAAAAAUCCCAACUUCGGCACCCUGGUUAAGAUGUUUGAGGUGGAUCUGCCUGAGAACGAGCUGCUCCACCCUCCCCUGAACAUCAGAGUGGUGGACUGCAGAGCUUUCGGUCGUUACACCCUGGUGGGGAACCAUGCUGUCACCACCCUACGCAAGUUCAUUUACCGGGCAGCAGACAAGCACGCCAACAACUUGAACACUCAAGAGGAGAUCAUUGUCAACUAUGAACCAGAGCCCACCAUCAAGAAGAUGGAGACCAUGGUCAAGCUGGACUCUGGGUCUGAUGCUGUGGUUAAAAUCGAGGAGGAUGAGAAAGGAGGGAAGAAGAAGAAAAGGAAGAAGGGAGGAGAUGAGGUGGAGGAGGAGGAGUUUGAUGAAAGCAUGUUGGAUUGGUGGUCCAAGUACUUUGCCUCGAUCGAAACUCUGAUGGAGAUUCUCAAGGCUCAGGAGGCAGCUAUGGCGGAUGCUGAGGAGAAAGAGGACCAGGAUAUUGCUGCUGAGGGCGGAGAGAUCAAACCUGAUGACUCUCUUGUCAAAGGAAAGAGAGGCAAGGGGAAAAAGGAGAAGAAGAGGGCUGGGCCUGGAGACAUAGCAGAGAAGAAAAAGCACAACAUUGAUGAGCUACAGGUGUACCCCAAGGAGCUGGAGAAUGAGUUUGAUAACUUUGAAGACUGGCUUCACACCUUCAACCUGUUCAGAGGGAAGGCCGGAGACGACGACGACCAGAACAUGGCGGAUGGAGACAGGAUUAUUGGCAAAUUCAAAGGUUCUCUGUGCAUGUACAAAGUGCCGGUGUCAGAUGAGAUGCAGCGGGAGAUGGGCUUUGACUCCAACAUGGGCAUGUUCCAGAACAUUCCAACUAAUGACCCAAUCAACGUCCUAGUCCGGGUCUAUAUCAUCAGGGCUACUGACCUGCACCCAGCGGAUAUCAAUGGAAAAGCAGAUCCAUACAUCGCUAUCAAACUGGGCAAGUCAGAUAUCAAAGACAAAGAUAACUACAUCUCCAAACAACUCAACCCUAUCUUUGGCAAAUCCUUUGACAUCGAGGCCACAUUUCCCAUCGACUCCACACUAACAGUGUCCGUCUAUGACUGGGAUUUAGUGGGCACUGACGACCUGAUUGGGGAGACUAAACUGGAUCUGGAGAACCGUUACUACAGCAAACACAGAGCAAUAUGUGGCAUCCCAUCUAAAUAUGCCAUCCAUGGCUACAACGUGUGGCGGGACCCCCUGAAGCCGACCCAAAUCCUGGCUAAGCUGUGUAAGGAGGGUAAGCUGGACGGGCCACACUACGGCCCUGGAGGACGGGUCAAGGUGGCCAACCGGGUCUUCAUGGGCCCAACUGAGAUCGAAGAUGAAAAUGGUCUGAAGAAGCAGACGGAUGAGCACCUGGCCCUGACAGUGCUGAAGCACUGGGAGGACAUCCCCAGGCUGGGCUGUAAACUGAUUCCAGAACAUGUGGAGACCAGGCCACUCCUCAAUCCUGACAAGCCUGGGAUCGAACAGGGGAGGAUUGAGAUGUGGGUGGACAUGUUCCCCAAGGAUAUGCCUGCACCUGGACCUGCCAUUGAUAUUUCACCCAGGAAACCAAAGAAGUUUGAACUGAGGGUGAUCAUCUGGAACACAGACGAGGUCAUUCUGGAGGAUGAUGACAUCUUCACUGGAGAAAAGUCCAGUGAUAUCUUCGUGCGAGGCUGGCUGAAAGGUCAGCAGGAGGACAAGCAGGACACAGACGUCCACUACCACUCCCUGACAGGGGAGGGUCUCUUCAACUGGCGCUUCAUCUACCCCUUUGACUACUUACAGGCUGAAGAGAAGAUCGUCAUCUCUAAGAAGGAGUCCAUGUUCGCCUGGGACGAGACUGAGUAUAAGAUCCCUGCUCGUCUCAACCUACAAGUCUGGGAUGCUGAUCACUUCUCUGCAGAUGAUUUUUUAGGCGCCAUUGAGCUAGACCUGAACCGUUUCCCUCGUGGAGCGAAGACAGCCAAGCAGUGCUCCAUCAACAUGGUGCUGAAUGAAAAGGAUAUUCCCAUGGUGUCCAUCUUCAAACAGAUGAGGAUCAAGGGCUGGUGGCCCUUCCUGGCCAGAGAUGAGAAUGACGAGUUUGAACUCACGGGGAAAGUGGAAGCCGAGCUGCAGCUGAUGACUGCAGAGGAGGCCGAGAAGAACCCAGUGGGGGAAGGACGCAAUGAACCUGAGCCCCUGGAGAAACCCAACCGUCCAGACACAGCCUUCCUAUGGUUCCUCAUGCCUUUCAAAGCCAUCAAAAACCUCAUCUGCAACCAGUACUUCUGGCUCACGAUCAAGUUAGUGGUGGCCUUGCUGCUGGUGCUCGUCCUGGGCCUCUUCAUCUACAGCAUGCCUGGAUACAUGGCCAAGAAACUAAUGGGUGUCUGAGAGAGAAGGUUGUGUCCUUUGCCCAAAAUCAUAGCCAGACGUAUGUAUAGCCUACCAUGUAUAGCCUACCAUGUAUAGCCUACCAUGUUUUAAAUGCAGUGCCUACUUUGUCUUCAGUGGAGUACAUUUUUUGGUGUACCUUGAUAAGCAAACAUUGUACAAUGCAGCUCAUUGAGACUCCACUUGAUGUCUGAGAGUGUGCUCUUGUCUGUAAAGGUCUACGAUAUCAAUAGGCAGUUAGGUUUCAGCCCUACACACCAGACCCGGGUUCAAAUAGUAUUUAAAAUCAUUUCAAAAUACUUUGCUUGUCUUCAAGGACCAAUAAAAUAGUCAAACUCUAAAUCCCACCCAUCUGUUGCUCUAGGUAGUAUUUGAUAGAUUUUAUAUAGUAUUUUAACCCAAAUCUGCUACACAUAGACCUAUGUAUGUAUAACCUACUAUGAUUUCAGUGGAGGGCAUUAUUUGGUGUGCCUUGAUAGGCAAACACAGCGCUGUGCAGUCCCUUAUGGCUACUGGAAAAAUGCUUGACAUCCUUCACUAGUCCUAUGCUCUGCAGCCAAUUUGUGUGUGUUGAUGUGUAUUUAGGCCUACUUCCAAAAGUUAUAGAGUUGACAUGAUACUGUAGUUUAGUUGUAACACAUAGUUUUAACUUACUGGCCACAGAAUAUUACACUAGCUGCCAUGAGCAUAUCUAUGUCCAAUUCACUUCCAAUGAUCUUAGCUUUAUUUUAUUGCAAACAUAAUGAUUUGAAUUGACAAUA